GUCAGACUAUUGGAGUACGUCAGCGGUCAACUGCUCCGGGAUGUGCCCUUCACUCCGGCCAUACUCACGGAGUGCGGCCAAGUGUUGGCUAAGAUGACAAUCGCCCUCCAGACAUAUGACAGCCCAGUGCUGAGAGGUGGCCGUGGGUCACCAUGGUCAUUGCUGCAGGUGCUGGACGUACGGCAAUACUUGGACGCCGUCGAGAAUCUGGAGGACCGGGCGAUAGUGUCGGCGGCGUUGGACGAGUUCGAGCGCACAGUCGUCCGACGGCUGGACACGUUUGAGCACUCGUUCAUUCACGGAGAUUACAACGAGAUGAACAUUAUUGUGGACAAGAGAUCGCCCGAUGUCGACGGCCAGUACCACUUGCGCGGUGUGAUUGACUUCUCGGACGUGCAGUACGCGCCGCGUGUGUUUGACCUGGCUAUUUAUCUCUGCUAUAGUAUGCUUAUGUUUACGGCCGGACCGCAGAUACUGGCGCCCGGGUUCGGCCUCAAGGGCUAUACCGAGUUCAUUAAGCUCACGGAUAAUGAGCUAAAUGUCCUGUCCACGUGCAUUAAGGCCCGAUUCUGUCAGUCACUGGUAUUGGGCGCCCACUCAUACCGUACGGACCCGACCCAUGUGUACGCCCUGUCGUCGGCCAAGAAUGGGUGGCCAGCGCUCAGAGCACUGCAUAAUUGCCAUCAAAACGAUUUGCUAAACAAGUGGUUGAAUAUUGACAAAAAUUUUUGA
Messenger RNA from Medioppia subpectinata, 732 nucleotides. The record is from the annotation of a GenBank genome assembly. Lineage: Eukaryota; Metazoa; Arthropoda; Arachnida; Sarcoptiformes; Oppiidae.